AUGCUGCUGGGCAUAAGAUGUAUAACGGUACCCAGAAACGUGUUCGAGGGCGACGUGUUGGGCAUUAGCGUACGAUUCAGACUCAAGGCCUGGCAGGGGUAG
Molecule: messenger RNA, 102 nt
Organism: Colletotrichum truncatum
Lineage: Eukaryota; Fungi; Ascomycota; Sordariomycetes; Glomerellales; Glomerellaceae
Source: RefSeq, a predicted model, not a curated record